AUGGCGUCUGAUGUAGAAAGCUUUGAUGAAGGCAAAAUGUCUUCAUGCGAAAUUGCUCUGAAAACGCGCAAGCAAAAACGGACGAAAAGAAACGAGCCAGAAAUCGAUAAUGGAUGCUUGAAUAAGCUCAAACAUAGUGGUUUAACGUGGAGAAAUAAAUUUGAGAUCUUGGCCCUAUCUUCGAUAAUCAUCUUUGAUCACGUUUGCCCAUACCCGAGCGUGUUCACGCUAAAGGAGUGGCAGAUGAUAACUGAACAAAACCCGGUGGUUCCCGAGAAUGUGUCUACAGC
This is a messenger RNA of Acaulospora morrowiae, 290 nucleotides long. The record is from the annotation of a GenBank genome assembly. Lineage: Eukaryota; Fungi; Glomeromycota; Glomeromycetes; Diversisporales; Acaulosporaceae.